This is a messenger RNA of Hirsutella rhossiliensis, 1623 nucleotides long. RefSeq lists its product as uncharacterized. Bases 1 to 1623 code for a protein of 540 amino acids. The record is from RefSeq and is a predicted model, not a curated record. NCBI's taxonomy places the organism in Eukaryota, Fungi, Ascomycota, Sordariomycetes, Hypocreales, Ophiocordycipitaceae. The transcript has 6 exons.
AUGAGAAGCGACACUCCCGGCUCGGCAAACAGGCAGAUACCGCUCCUCUGCACCGUCUGCCCCGAAACGCCGCGCUUCUCCGACGUGUCACACUUGCUGACGCACAUUGCAUCCAAAGGCCAUCUUCAUCAUGAGACUCAGACCAGGCUCAAAUCCCACCAAGAUCUCGAAGCCUCUGUCGUUAUGGACCAGUACGAGAACUGGUACAAGGAUAAUGGCAUCGAGGCUCUCCUCGUCGAGAGGAUGAAGGCGAAGCAGCUGAAAGAGGCUGCAAAGACCCGACGCGCCCGAGGAGUCACUCCCUUCCCUGCACCCAAGACGAAGCGAAGGACGAAGCGACUGGGCAGCGGCACGGCUGUCAAAUCCGAACAGGAGGAGUUUGCCCAAGAAUAUCCACUGUUCCCCGGAUUCUUUGCUUCUGACUACGAUGCCGAGCACCAAGACGACCUCUUCCCCAGCAAUGACACGCUGUCACUCAAGGGUCAAGUCUGGCCAGGUAUGGGCAAGAUGGACCUUGCCAACGAGGACAUGAGGCGAACUCGCAAUCAGCGCAAGCCCAACUCUGUCAUUGAGAAGAUGCGCAGGGUUUCUGAGGGUAUUGAGCCUACACAGGUUGUCAUGACCUCGGACUUCGAAGUUGAAAGGGUCAAAGGCGUAUACGAUGGCUCAUCGCCGAUCCCUGGCCAGGAAGAGGAGGAGACACCCAAGAAGGCAGGCAAGCCCAAACGGAAAAGAACCGAAGCGCUGGCAGAUAUCUCUGCCAACGUUCCUCGCGGCGCCAUCCGACGCCCAGGCCGCAGCACUUUGGCGAGGAGCAACAGGGUACCGCACAUCCAGCUGGAAUACGAUUGCGACACAAGCUCCGAGCAAAGCCCGUCUCUCGGCGGCUUCCGAAACGGCCACGAUAUUUUUCAAGACGAUGAUGGGGGCCCCGGGAUUUACGAAGACCGCUCCUUUGCAACGCCGACUCAUCAAGACCGAAAGUUUGAUACGCGUGAUCGACUCGGGCUGCAUGCGCUCAACCCGAUAUCCCACUCGAAUGUGGUGUCACCAACCCCUUCCAGAGAUCUUUCAACUCGCUCUCUUGCAAAUGUCGAGACAUCGUACGGGCUCACUGAUGCGACCAUGUAUGGCGGUUCCGCGAGGCUUUCAUUUGCUGGCAACAGCCACUUCGGCGCCCUUUCUCAAGACAAUUUUCGCCUGAACCCCAACAACCUCCCGCAAGCCAAACAUGGGGACUAUUCGUCUGGAGCAGGCGACUCACUGUCCAACCCAGGCAACAAUCAGUUCCUCACCAUGUCCGAGUCGAAUCCACUCUUCUCCCAUGAUCGAAUGUUCCUCACUUCAUUCAGUCAGCCGCACACAAGCCAAGCAAUGUCCUCGUUUAGCUUCACUCCGAUUAACCGCGGUCGAGACCACAGUCGCGCAGUUCACGAUCACGAGCAACGCGCAACUGGACCCAACAUUAAGGUUGAGGCUCAUAUGUGCGACGAUAUCGAGAAUACCCCCUCGAGCGACGUUAAGCAAUCCACCUUUACCUUGAACGGCAUAUGGGAUGCGCAGCCUACGGAUAACGGCGUUGAGUCUCACGAAGACCUUGGCGAACAAGAGCUGGACAUCUAA